Mobula hypostoma (lesser devil ray) is the source of this 3639-nucleotide messenger RNA. RefSeq names its product intron Large complex component GCFC2-like. The record is from RefSeq and is a predicted model, not a curated record. NCBI's taxonomy places the organism in Eukaryota, Metazoa, Chordata, Chondrichthyes, Myliobatiformes, Myliobatidae. The coding region runs from base 354 to 2924 and encodes 856 amino acids. Gene Ontology annotation, biological process: mRNA splicing, via spliceosome. Gene Ontology annotation, cellular component: nucleus. Gene Ontology annotation, molecular function: DNA binding. The transcript has 18 exons.
GAACAGCUACUGCUCUUACUUCUCACCGUCUAAAAACCAUGCCUCUUGCAAGGAAAGCCAGCCCUCAAAUGAUCAUUGCUAGGGGUGGGGGGGGAGCUACAAGUUAUUUCUUCAGUAAUAGCUUAGAAAUUAAUUUAAGUAUGUUGGGUUUUGUCGUAAAACUAUCAGCAGGCGUACAGAUAUCGUGUCAGCGAUAUACUUUGUAAGGAAGUACUUUAGUUAACCGUUUAUCGCCUCCAUUCUGUCCCUUCGCCCCCUGGGUCGGUGGCAGAACCCUCCCGCCUUCCGGCGCCGAUUGCAAACGCCGUCACCGUGUGGGCUGUGAUCCUGUUCCAUCUGCCACAGUCCUCAGGAUGUUCCGAAAAGGUUCAAAGCGGAAUUUCCGCCGCAGGAAGAGCGAGUCGAGCGAGGAGGAGGAUGAACGAGCGCCCGGGCAGCGGCAGGCCGCUGCUGCCCGCCGGGACCGCAAUCGGGGGCUCACCUGUACCUCCAAAGCCACUCCGGCCCACAGCAGCCCGGCCAAGGCCUAUUGCACCAGCCCCGGUUCAGCCUCGGACAGUGGGGACGGGGAAGCUGCUGCAGAAGCGAGAGAUGAGCUCAGAAUGACUGCACAGAAAGAGGCUGAAAAGGGCACCAGUGAUACUACUGUCCGCGACCAGCAUCUGCUGAGCUUUGUCUGUGAUAGAGAAGCGGAUGAAGAAGAAUUUAAGGUGAAGAAGACUGGAAACACUAUUUUGUUUACACCACAAUGGAAGAAGAAAAAGCAGAGUAACACUGAAAAAGAUGAAGUUAUUGCAAAAGUGGAUGUGAAAGUUCCGCAAGAUUUUAUCCCAACAAAAACUCAAAAAGGGAACUCAUUGGAAAAGGAAACUGUGGAUAUUCAUACAGAAAGUGAAGACGAGAUUAUUUCAGAUGUUGAUGAGUCUAAUACAUCUGGAGUUGCCCGAUAUAAAACACAAUCAGAUGAGAUACCAGAUGCCAGGUACAUUAAGGCUGCCCGUAGAAAGCGGCAGUUGGCCAGAGCUCAAGCUGAGUUCAUACCUCUUCACUCGUUAGCAAGAGAUGAUACUUCAGUCCCUGAUGAAGAGCUUCUAACUAGCGAUGAUGAACUUGAUGACGAUGAGAAGCGAAUACACUUCACCAAAACGCUAAAAACGCAAAGGCAGAAAAUGGCAAAAGAAAUUGGAGUAAAUGAAAGUGACAGCGGGAGUAUAAAAAGUGGAGGAGAAGAUGACGAUGAUGAUCAGCAAAUAUGGGAACAGCAGCAAAUCAAAAGAGUAAAAGUUUUUUCGCUGCAGUUUACUGAGACAGUUAGCCGGCCAAAUACACUCAUUGUGAAUAAGAUGUUGGACAACCUGAAGAAACUGCCACCAGUCAACUUGGAAACUGUCAAAAAGCGAUUAAUCAAUAGAUUGGAAUCCUUGCAAGAAGUUCACUACUCCCAUCAUCGUGAACAGGAGAAGAUCCAAGAAACUGCUGAGAGUUCACGAUGUACAAUUGAACAUUUGGAAGCCGUUUCUGAUUCUGGUAUUCGAUACCGGUUUUAUCAAGAAAUGCGAACCUAUGUAAAAAAUCUCGUCAACUGCUUCAAUGAAAAGAUACAUCUCAUCAAUGAACUGGAAUCUGAAAUGCAUCAGUUACUGCAGGAACAGACAAGAAAACUUUUGCAACGCAGACAGGAUGAUAUUCAAGAUGAAUCAUCUGAUAUCUGGCAGCUGUCAAACAAAGUGGAGAUUGACAAAGACAGUGUCAAAUCAAAACAACAGCGCAUCGAAAAACGAGAAGCAAGAAGGGCUCACAGGGAACACUUAAGAAAGGUGGCAGGCAAGGAAGCAGACCAUCACAAAGGGAUGUCCAGUGAUGAAGAAGUAUCUCCAGGCGAUGUAUCUGAGUUCCACACUAAAGAAGAUCACAUUCUGAAGGAAGCCAGGAAAAUUUUCAGUGAUGUACAAGAAGACUUCUACAGUGUUGACAGAAUUUUUGCCAAGUUUAGGCUGUGGCGGGAGAAAUUUCCUGAUUCAUAUUAUGAUGCUUAUAUUGGACUCUGUCUUCAAAAAAUUCUGAAUCCUUUAAUUCGUAUGCAGCUAAUCAGCUGGAAUCCUCUUAAACAAGAUUGUUUACACUUGUUGGAAAUGCCGUGGAUUUCAGCUUUGGAAGAGUACUGUCAUUUGGAAGAUGAAGAAUUUAAGAAAAAAGACAAGUCUGAUGCAGCAUUACUUCUGACAGUAAUUGAGAAAACAGUCAUUCCUAAAAUUGAAGGUUUUGUAAUUCAUGUGUGGGAUCUUUUGUCGUCCUCACAAACACAGUGUUUAGUACAAAUCUUCAGAAAACUGAAAGAGGAAUAUAAUGUGUUUGGAAAUGAACAAAGCAAGGCCACACAGGCUCUGAAAAAAAGUAUUGUCAUGAGAAUAACUUUGUCUGUAGAAGAAGAUAUUUACAUUCCUCUCUAUCCAAAAAGUGUUUUGGAAGAUCAAACAUCAAUCUAUUCUCAGUUUCAGGAAAGACAGUUCUGGUCAGCUGUAAAGCUAUUGGAUAAUAUUCUGCAGUGGGAUGGCUUGUUACCAGAUGAAACCCUACAGGACUUGAGUCUGGACAAACUUCUCAAUCGUUACAUUUUACUAAUCCUUCAAACUUCUCCAUCUCAUUCAAAAAAUAUAGAAAAAUGUAGAAAGAUUAUAGAUUGCUUUCCCCGGAGCUGGUUUGAAAAUCUGCAAGGACGGGGUAGCCUUCCCCAAUUAGAAAACCUGUGUAAAUAUCUGCUGCAAUCUAUACGUAGAAUACAUGAGAAUGGUGCAACGACUCAAGAUGUGGAUAAUAUUGGAAGAGAAUCAAUAAAAGAAAUGCUGAAGAUGUUAACCAUGAUCCAUGCUCUGGAACAAACUGAGGCGAUCAUCAAUGAGUGCAAGUUAGAAGAUCUGGAAUAGAUUUUUCAAGGAAACUAAAAUGAACUAAUUGUUAUAUAUUCUUUACUCAAUCAUGGUUUCUUGAUAUCUUGUAAUAAUUAAUAUCCAUGUUUUUUCAAAAAGAUGUUAUGGCCUAUUUUAAUUGCUUAUACCUUAAGUCCUGUAUAAUAUUAGACUGGUCCAGUUACUUUAAUAGUUGAAUAAAAAACAUCCGCUGGUUUCUGUUCUGAUUCUGUAAUUUAGAACAGGUCAGGGUAAAUCCAAAUAAUAACCUUGGUUUAAAGUUGUUCUCUAAAGCUUACUUGAAGUACAUUGGCAUUUAUAAAUAUUAUCUAUUUGGAUAUGUCUCAUUCUUAAAUCUGUUAAGCAGGGAAAAUGCCAACCUGUUUAAACUGAAAACUUAUUGUUGGUUCACUCAGAACCAAUGUCUAAAUUCUAAUAUACAAACAUAUGUAAAAUACUCUAAGACUUGCCAAAAUGCCUUGAAUAGCCAUUAAGUUAUGAAUUACCUUUUUGUAAAAACUGUUGAAUAAAUAAUUUUUACAUUUUUCCAGUAUCAUUUUUUAAGUUUAUCCUUGAUCAGGCAAGGAAUCUAUAGAUUAGUGAAAAAAUUAGAGCUAGAGAAAGUUAUUGUGAUUUUUGUGUAUUACUGCUGGGCAACCAUUUCAUCUUACUGAGCUAAUCAACAUCUAUUGGCUUUUUCUAAAAAGAAACUCACCUGCUCUCUUCUACCUGA